Rotaria sordida is the source of this 2343-nucleotide messenger RNA. NCBI's taxonomy places the organism in Eukaryota, Metazoa, Rotifera, Eurotatoria, Philodinida, Philodinidae. The record is from the annotation of a GenBank genome assembly.
AUGGUUGGUAAUCUUGAAUGGACGAAUAAACCAUUAGCUAAAUAUAUAUUUCGUCUUACUGGUCUUUUAAGUUUUAUUUCAACAUGUAUGAAUACACCAAAAACAUUUGAAUAUCAUCCAUCUCUUCAAUAUACAACAUUUAUCAUCGAUAUAACUUGUGCAAUUAUAUUAACAUUUGAAGCGGCUGCAAAAAUGAAAACUCGAGGAAUAUUUAUUGGUGAUUCAUCUUAUUUAUAUGAUCGAUGGAAUCAUUUUGAUGCUAUUAUGGUUUUAAAUAUCUAUUUUUCUAUUAUCUUACAAACGUUCGAAUUAAUUGGUAUUAUAAAUAAAUAUUCAUAUUUUACAAUAAUCCGUUCACCACGUCCAUUUAUUCUUAUAAAAGUUUUCAAAACAUUUCUCAAAUUUAAAUUACCUAAAAGCCAGAUUAAAUCUAUUCUUCACCGUUCGAGUUCACAAAUUUAUAAUGUAACAGUCUUUUUUCUAUUCUUUAUUAGUUUAUAUGCCAUAUUAGGUGUACAAUUUUUUGGAUCACUUACAUUCCAUUGUGUUAGAAACGGUACUGAUUUAAAUAACGUGACACAGUCAGAUUUAAUGAUACCUGAUACAUAUUGUUCGCCAACAAAAGAUGGUUUUCAUUGUCCAGAAAAUUUUACUUGUAAAAAAAUUGAAAUUCAACGAAAUUUACGUGGUUAUAAUGGUUUUGAUGAAAUAGCAACUAGUUUUUUUUCAGUUUAUGAAUCAGCUAGUCAAGAAGGAUGGGUAUUUCUUAUGUAUCGAGCUAUUGAUAGUCUUCCAUCAUGGCGUGCAUAUUUUUAUUUUAUUACAUUAAUUUUUUUUCUUGCAUGGCUCGUCAAAAAUGUAUUUAUUGCUGUUAUUAUCGAAACAUUCGCUGAAAUUCGUGUUCAAUUCCAACAAAUGUGGGGUUCAAUAGAAGUAACAUCAGGCAUUGAAGCAACAAAUAUACUACAAAAAGCUGAUAAUAGUACAUUAAAAUUAGUCAAUAUAGGUGAAAAAAAGAAAGGUGUAGCACCAGCUAUUUUUUUAAAAAUUGUACAAUCUCCAGUGUUUACAAAAAUUAUUAUGAUUGUUGUACUUGCUAAUACAAUCUUUACGGCCACUAUUGAACAUACACAUAAUGAAAAACUUGAUAAGAAAAAUCGUGAAUUUUAUCAUAAAAUUGAGACAUUAUUUACUAUAUUUUUUGAUUUGGAAGCACUUUUGAAAAUCUUUUCAAUGGGCUUUAAAAAUUAUAUUCGAAGAUCAAUAUUUAUAUUUGAAUUUAUGCUUGCUGUGGGAACAACUCUUCAUUGUUUUCCAUCAUUUUAUCGAAGUGCUUUUACAUAUUUUCAAGUUCUACGUGUCGCUCGUCGACUUAAAUCAAUUCCUUUACUUGAAAAUUUUCUUAGUAAAAUUUUUGGUCCGGGUCUUGAACAAUUUGAAACAUUUCCUCGUGCAUUUAUGUCUAUGUUUCGUAUUGCUAUGAAUGAUGGUUGGACAGAAGUGAUGUAUUCAGCAAUGGACGAAGUUUUUGAAUUUGGAAUAUUCUUUUUAUGUCUAACAGCACUUUUCUUUAUCUUUUUUCAUUUAUUAACUAAUUCUAUUGUACUUUCACUUUUCGUUGCCGUCAUUUUGGACAAUCUUGAACUUGAUGAAGAUGUUAAAACGAUUAAACAGGUUUGUUAUUUACAUGUUUCUUUGUUUUGUUUUUUCUUCAAAAUAAAAUUUAAGUUUUAGAAUAGGCUCUUUCUUUUUAAACCUUUUACUAUAGAUGAAGUUAAUGAUUAUAAAUAGAUCCUUAGACCAUAGAAAUUAAGAAACUACUAUUUUUGCAUCUUGUGAUAUAUGUUUCCGAAUUUUAGAAGAAAUAUUUGGAAGAAAAAUCUUCUGACAAAAAAAACCUUUCUCUAAUAGGAUUAAGUGAUUGUUCUCCUUUUCAAUCGAUACAACCUAAUUGCAUUUACUCCUCGACUUAGCAGUCGCACCAUUUUGUUCAGAAUUCAAUUCUAUAUUCGACAAGGCGAGAAUAACUGUUUUAAACACCAAGUCUAAUUUUGGAAAGCAUGUUUUUCCGAAAAACGUACAAAACUACUACUAAGUAUGAGUUCCAAGUCUUCUUAUGAACGAUAGAAAUAGGAAUCUUGAAAACAUCGUGAAAGCACAGAGCACAAAAUUCUCUAUCGAAUAACUAUAGAAUGAUUUUCUGAAAAUGUAUCGGAGGGAUUCAAAAAAGAAGAAAAUGAUUUUGUCUCAUUUAACCUGUGCCAUUCGUUAGACUACAGCUUGAAAUACUUGGCUAUUAAGAUAUGCUUGUAGAAAAAUUCUUAGUACAAUACAUUAAUAACA